Nanorana parkeri is the source of this 1531-nucleotide messenger RNA. It is a transcript of the gene PANK1, whose product is annotated as pantothenate kinase 1. NCBI's taxonomy places the organism in Eukaryota, Metazoa, Chordata, Amphibia, Anura, Dicroglossidae. The record is from RefSeq and is a predicted model, not a curated record. Gene Ontology annotation, biological process: coenzyme A biosynthetic process. Bases 144 to 1454 code for a protein of 436 amino acids. Gene Ontology annotation, molecular function: pantothenate kinase activity; ATP binding. The transcript is spliced from 7 exons. Gene Ontology annotation, cellular component: nucleus; cytosol.
UUGCGCAGUACAAACUCCCGAGCAGCGAACUGACAGGCUGUCCCGGUGACAGCGACCAGCCUCAGCCAGGCCCCCGAUGACGUCACCCUCCAUCCUGGGGCGCCUGUGUUUGCAGUGACGCCCCCCCCUUGCACGUUUUAGUUAUGGGGGAUCCUGCGCAGCCUGAGGCGGCUUCUGCUCCACGCCUGCAGAAUGGCUUCUAUCUAUCGGAGCCCCCAGUGCUGAUGAACGGGGAGAGCAGCCGAGUGCCGAGCGAGCAUGGUCCGCUCCGAGCUCACCCGGAUUGCCUGCACCAGGGAUCCCCGGCCAAGAAGAGCAGGAUGAGGAGGAGGAUGGAUUCGGGCAGGAGGAGCAGACCCCCCUUCCCAUGGUUUGGCAUGGAUAUUGGUGGAACGCUGGUUAAACUGGUCUACUUUGAACCUAAAGACAUCACAGCAGAGGAAGAGCAAGAAGAGGUUGAAAACCUGAAAAGCAUAAGAAAAUACUUGACUUCAAAUACAGCCUAUGGUAAAACUGGAAUCCGAGAUGUCCAUUUGGAACUGAAAAAUCUGACAAUGUGUGGCCGUAAAGGCAAUUUGCACUUUAUUCGCUUUCCCACCUGUGCUAUGCAUAGGUUCAUUCAGAUGGGAAGCGAGAAGAACUUCUCCAGCUUACACACAACACUAUGUGCCACAGGAGGUGGAGCGUACAAAUUUGAAGAAGACUUUAGGACGAUAGCUGACCUUCAGCUUCAUAAACUGGAUGAACUGGACUGCUUAAUCCAGGGCCUUCUCUACAUGGACUCAGUGGGAUUUAAUGGACGACCAGAGUGUUAUUAUUUUGAAAACCCAACUGACACAGAGCAGUGUCAGAAGAAACCAUAUUGCCUUGAUAAUCCUUACCCUAUGUUGCUGGUUAAUAUAGGGUCAGGAGUCAGCAUCCUUACAGUAUAUUCUAAAGACAACUAUAAGAGAGUAACUGGGACCAGUCUGGGAGGAGGAACAUUCCUUGGCCUGUGCUGCUUGCUGACGGGUUGUGAAACAUUCGAGGAGGCUUUGGAAAUGGCUGCCAAAGGAGACAGUACAAAUGUCGAUAAGCUUGUGAAAGACAUCUAUGGUGGGGACUAUGAACGCUUCAGUCUUCAAGGUUCUGCUGUUGCAUCUAGUUUUGGCCAUAUGAUGAGCAAAGAAAAAAGAGACACCAUUAGUAAGGAGGACUUGGCAAGAGCUACACUGGUUACCAUUACAAAUAACAUAGGGUCAAUUGCCCGUAUGUGUGCCCUUAAUGAGAACAUUGACAGAGUAUUAUUUGUGGGGAACUUUCUACGAAUUAACAUGGUUUCAAUGAAGCUGCUAUCUUAUGCCAUGGAUUACUGGUCGAAAGGACAGCUCAAAGCCCUUUUUUUGGAGCAUGAGGGCUACUUCGGAGCUGUCGGGGCCCUUCUGGAGCUGCUGAAGAUGAAUGACGAACGCUAAGAAGAUUGUCGGUGCAAGAAUUGCACACCUCAAGGCUGCUGUCUGAGAGUCUCCUUCCUUCCUAAGCUUCCAAGAGA